UUUAAUGGUAAAUCCGAAGAUUGCUGGCCACCAUUCCAGCGUGUCGGCACCUGCCAUUCUUCGAUAUCUUCCAUUCAUCCACGCCUCUCAGUUUCCCAGCUCUUACUUAAGGUGAUUGCUAGUCCAGUGGCUGGUCUAUCAGAGCCUCUCAGCCCUUGCUUGGACACACCUAACUCUGAACUCACUAUUCAAUCUGACACCUCAAGUGGCCCUGUAUGCUUGCUCGUGGGCGUCGGCGGCGUCGCAGGCCAGGUUAGUCUUUGGCGCAGCCUUCCUUGCACGCCCGCUCAUAUUUGUCCGACGGUUGCGACAGCUGCUGUGAUCAAGCGAGCUGGCACAUUUGAACCAGACGUUGCCAAGAUUCAAGUCGACCUGUUGGCUGAUAUAGAAGACAGAGAUACAAAAUUCGUCUGGCGUCCCUGCUCGGAUUAUGAGCCCUAUCCAAUUGAUGCUCUGAAGGCUCGUGAAGGACCCGUGCCUGUUGACGAGGCUAUCACUACCCAGGCUCUUAUUCAUCCGAUCGGGCUAAUACAAUUGCACCCCCCCGCUUGCAUUACGGCUCUCUCAAUAGAACCGCUCUGGCAAGUGGCAGCAGUUGGAACUCCUCAUGGCUUUGCUCUUAUCGAUCUAUUAAGUCGAUCUCUCAUCCAUUCUCACUGCUUACUUAAGGCGCACGAGGAGGCAUGUGAAGCUACAACUCUUGAGGCAACCGCAACCACAGGCUCGGGUAGCUCUUUGAGGGAACGAGGCAAGCUUUUAAAGGCCAGUAUCCGGCAAUCCUUUAAGCGCCUGAAAAAGUCUGCUACCACACCGCGACGGACACAAGCAGCACCUUCUGCGACUCUAGAAGAGGCGCAGACCACUCAUGAUUCUGCUGCUGAUGUGCAACCCAUCGAAGCAACAAUUGUCACAGAAGCAAUUGAUGCGGCCAAAUCAGUUGCAACUGCGGCUGGUGAAGCCAUCACUGGUGCUGUUGCCACUACCGCAGAGACCGUUUGUACUGUUGCGAGUCACACAGUAGAAUCAGUGACUGGUGCGGUUGUAGAUGCAGUUCAACCACAAAAUGUGUCAACAAAGCCGGCUACAUCUAGUGAAGCAGAGACUAGCAGCUCUCCUACCGCCACAGUACCAGCUCCACUUGAGCCUAUCCAUUUGGGUCCCUUUGAUACCACUUCUGCUCGCGUCUGCUCUUUCCUUUUUACCGACACACAAGUAAUUACACCACGCCCAGCUCAAGGUCAUCCUAGCUCUUCUGAAUAUCAGCCUCCAGUGUUAUCAUACCGUACUCCCGCUCUUCUUGUUGGAACUGCAGGUGGAGCCGUUCUAGUACACAGUUUGUUCUGGCCAAACGAGACACAAGGGGGUCCGGUUUCAGUUCAGAUUAUAAAAGAACUACAGCUCAAGCAUGCUGCUCCCGUCCUUGGAAUGGCGGUCUGGGACAGCAAAGCUAAAAUACCCAUAUUUGUGGCAAAUGGUCUCAGGAGGAGGUAA
Molecule: messenger RNA, 1491 nt
Organism: Protopolystoma xenopodis
Lineage: Eukaryota; Metazoa; Platyhelminthes; Monogenea; Polystomatidea; Polystomatidae
Source: the annotation of a GenBank genome assembly